GGUUAGAGUGCGCAUGCCCUUGACCACCAUAUCGAACUGGGGAGCGGCGAGGCCACGAGGAGGUAAGUACUGACUUCUGUAUUUCACAUUAUAAGUUUCUCCUGAGUUAAAUACUUGUUUUUUUCUCGGUGUUUUUAAAUUCUGUAAACUAUUUAGACGGAACAGAAUGAAUAAAACAUAUAUAAAAAAGGUUUUAAGUAAUGGCGAGUUGAGGAGGUCAUUUCAGCUAAUGCUAGCACCGCGGCCUGCAUCCUUCAUGUACCUUCAUGUGGCUUUUAUACCUAUUUGCAUUGUAUGCUAUAGUAUCAACCUCCAGGCACAGUAGUCAUUGAAAUAUAUAAACUUAAAAUGCAUGCUUGUUGCAUUGUAGGGAUAAAUCGCGUGAGAAUAAGAUGUAAAAAGAUAUUUCCAUCGUUCUUGCGGGACUUCACUCGUUAGCAGGUGUUCUGGAAAUUGCUGGUUCAUAGUAGCCUAGCCCCGUAUGUUGGAGGCUAUUGAUUCGCGCUAUGUAUUUUCGGUUUUUGGUGACUUGAGGGGGGGGGGGGGGUAAGUUUAUGUUUAAGACCUUUUUUAAUGAACAAGUUUAUCUAAACUAUAUUCUGAAAACUUUGUAGAGUACCAAUGCCUUAAACCGAAGUGUUCAAGGUAAUCUGGUUGUACGCAUGCGCAGAUCCGAUGAGUAAGCACAUUUCAGCAGGUAACGUCACUCGGUAAAACACCGAGAGUAGCUCUAAUUACUUAAUUUAUAACAGGCGGCAACUUUUGCGUUAACUCCGGCCAAUUUUAUUCAAUAGUGGUCAUAUUAAGAAAAUAUUUGUAUUACUCAACACAUUGCAGCAUUUAAACGUGAAUUAGUUGGUUUCACCGGUCUUGUCGCUGUUAUUUUACCCGCUACUCCGAGCUAAAUUUAACCCAGUUUACUGAAAACGUGCCCUGCCACGUUAUUCGCAAAGGUAAGCCUAUCAUGGAAGCUAAAUGUUACUGUGACGCUUGCUAAAGACAAGAAAUGUGAUAUUUUAAUUUAGUUAUCCGAAAAGAAAUGGACUUAUGAUACCCGUGGCCUGAUUUCCCUGGUGUGGGGUACCUUGGAGUAACUAAAGCCAGUUUUGUUUGUAAUUUUUCUAGAUUGAAGAAAAAUGGAUGACUGGGAAGAAACGGUAAGCCAGUCUGCUUUUAAAGUGCCAACAGAAGAGCCAUUCUAUAAUUAGGGGUACAUGUCAUUUCCAUGGACUGUAUUUCUUUUUUUCAAUUUGAAGGGCACAUUUCUGUUAUUAAAUACAAAAAGUUUAACAGAUAUCUUUUUUUGUUGUUGUUGUUUUGCAAUAAAUGCAUGUAUUACAUUGGAAUUUGUUGGUUUUAUGCUGUCCGAUUUUCUCAAUGUCAGGUUUAGCUCUUCAGAUUAACAUAAAAUUUAUGUUUUUGUACAGAACUUUUGUAAAUAUUUGUUUAAAGUAAUCACUAAAAUAUGAGAAAGAUGCUUUAAUUUCAACUUUGUCCAUUCAUACACAUUAAAUCAUCCGCUUUGUGUGUGUUUGAGAAACUUUUGUCAACUGUGUUACCCUGUUACCCUGCAGUGCCAGUACAGGGCUCGGCGUGAUGCUGAUCCUGAUAGAAGAGCUGCAUAUUUACAGAAACACAUAAAUCUCUUAAAUGUUGAAUAAACGGUUACAAAAAAGAUGGAGCAGGAAGUCUUACGUAAGAAUGGUGAAUAACUCUAAACUCAGUGUAAUGUGAGUUUAUGUUGAAAAAGGUUGCAGUCUACAUCAUCGUAUCCCAUUACAUCACCAUUAUGAAGCUCAAAAUUUACAAUUUUUUAAAUCCGUUGGACAGAUAAACUCAAAACCCCAGGUGUAUAGACUCAAACACUUUCAAACAAAUGUGUUACCAAAUCUUUAGUAUUUUAUGUAUGUUUUAUAUGACACAACAUAUGUCCGUAACACAGUUGACAAAAUGAUAAAUCAAAUGUUCAUUUUCAUUAAAAUAAAUUAAAAGUCCUUUGAGCCUAAGCUUGCCAAUUAAUUGAUUAAGGGUGUAUAUCAUAGAAACAUCUAGUUAAGUUAUUAAAAAAGGAUACUGAUAUUUUGAGUUUUUGGUCAGCCUGAAAUGUACCCCUAAUUGUAGAAUGACUCAGAAAUAUUUCAUUUUCACAUUAUUUGCUCAAAACAGGAGUGCAAACAUAUAACACAAAUGGCUUAAAUUUUCUCCACAGAGUGCCCCUCCUAGCGGUAGUGGACCGCCUCCCUACAGCUCAAUUGAAGGUAUGAAUUUAUGCAACAUUUAAAGCUGUUAUGAACAUACUUAGGAGUUUUGUAGGUUUGAUUCCAAGAAUUUAGGGGAAAAAAACAAAUCAACAUGGCGUGGAAAACAGCUGAUAUGUAGCAGGUAAAAGUUAGGAAAGUCGGUGCGUUCAUUUCCUGAGUUUUAAUUUAAAUUCAAUAUGAUUUUGAUGUUGUCUUUAGGGACAGAGGGCAACUCCUGGAACACUGGUGGAGGUAAUCAUAGAGCUGAUUAAGGAAUAAUUGACUUUACCCGUCCUGUAGGAAGCAUAAUUCUUGAAGCAUAAUUUUCCUGUGGUUUUUCCCCAGGUCAUGGAGGGAGAGGUCGAGGCAGAGGAGGAGGAUAUAAAAGCUGUUUCUCUUCAGGUGCUCCUUGAGUUCACAGUUAUGGUGGUUAAUGGAGUAACUAAACCUUCACUGACAGAACAAAAAUAUGGAGUGUUUUGUAACAGAAAUGAAGUCUCCAUGUAAAGCUGGGUAGACCUGCAGCCAUUUAUCGAUUGAUUGUAUAAAUCCUCUGAUAACUCAACAAACAUUCUCCAUUUUUUUGGAUAAUUUUGUGUAAUAUCUGGAGGGAAAAGGUGUUAGAAAAAAUUGAUUAGACCUGUAAAAUAUUGAUAAUUCCCUUUUUUUUUCAUUUCCCCUCUGUGACUAUAAACUGAAUCGUAGGCAAAAAAGACAUUUGUGUCUGUCAACAUCUAAAUAUUCUUGCAAAGGUUUGAGAGAAGAGGGUUUAAAACUAUCUGGUCAAAGCUUCUGAAAAUGAAUGACUGUGAGAGCACAUACUCAGUUUUAAGUUCGACCUCUCUUUGGAUCUCUGUGGUUACAAAGAAAUGAGUUGAUCUCUUAACAGUUUUUCAACUAUUUUUGUACAUUUAGUUGACAAAACGACAACAGGCUGCAAACCAUGGUCACAUUUACUGACAGGAAAUCUGUACUUUCAAUCUAUUUGAAAUUACAUAAUACAGAGAAAUGAGCAUUCAGAUAUUUAAGGACAUGAAAGAUUUGGUUUUGUGAAAAUAAAAUUACACUAAAGACAGAAAUGCAUUGAAAGGCACCUUAAGUUUGUAGUUUUCUUAGAUUUGUAACCCCAUUAACAUCAAACUGUUUAGACCACAGCUUGGUAUGUUUCUUUUAACUAAAAUCCAGCAGGUGUGUGUUUUACUGACUUCAUACAGCAAGGUUUAAACAUCACGGCUUCUUGUUUUGCAGGUGGUGACCAGGAUGGAAAUGGUGAGCACGGGGAAGGUAAGGGUUCAGUGGUGUUUGUUUCUUGGCGAACCUUGGCUGAAUGAACCUAACCUCUUUGUGUUUGAUAGAUGGAGAUAACUGGAACCAAUCAGGUGAAGAUGGUGAUGGUUUCAGAGGAAGAGGCAGAGGAAGAGGUAGAGGAAGAGGUGAGACAUCAAGACUGAUUAAUGAUGAUGUGAUGCUUUGAUGGCCAAUAUUCAGGUGUUGAAAGUAAAUGAGCAUGUUUUAACUGACGUAUAUUCUGCUUGGUCGCAAACAGGAUUCGGUGGCUUCAAUCGCAGUGAAUUCCAUGGUAGUACUUUAAUAAGAGCAACUCCAGAUAAUCUCAGUGGAAAUAUUGUUUGGUUAAUAUCCAUUUUGUUUGAAUUUUAUAGGAGACGACAACAAAGGGCAUGAAAAUGGUAAGUGUGAAGUUAAAUCCUGUUACUGUCUCUCACUCAGACAUUGAAAAUUGUUCCAGUUGUCCCUGUUUGGUAUCACCUGCGGUCUGUUUUUAAUCAGGAUUCAGAGGCGGGAGCCGAGGAGGAAGAGGUGGCGGAGGAGGAGGAGGAAGAGGUAUUUUUCUCAGCUUGGAUCUUGAUCUUGGAUAGAUCGUUUUAAGGCUUGCUGGUUGAUUAUUUAUGAUGAUGUGUUGAAGGUGGAGAGUCUGGUGGAAGAGGCGGCUUUGCAGGAGGUAAAAGAGAAACUACUUCACAUUCAGAAAAAUGUAAGAUUUCAUCUACUCAGCUCUAAGCGCGUCUCUUCAUCUCAGGCUACCGUGAAAAUGACGAGGAAAGUUUUGGUAAAGGUUUCAACAAAGGCGGAGAAAAAGAGAGAGAAGGCGGCGAUCCGGAGAGUAAGUCCGUGACAAAUAAGCUGGGAUUAUUUGAACCCUUCUGCUUUGAACAAUAACUUCUCCUUGCACCAUGUAAAGUUGUUCUGUUCUGACCUGCAGAACCGCAAGUGACAUACAUCCCCCCGACACUCCCCGAAGACGAAGAUUCCGUUUUUGCCCACUACAAGCAGGGUAUAAACUUCGACAAGUACGAUGAAAUCACAGUGGAUGUCAGCGGGACGAAUGCGCCGCUGGCUAUAAUGGUAAAGAAGAUGAAAUAACACGAGGAAUCAUCAGUCUGUCUUAUUUUGGUAUCUCAGAAUCUUUAAAUACGACAAAGUAGGGCAGCGUAGAUGGAACCAUUUCUAACUCGAACCUUUCUUCCCUCAGACUUUUGAGGAGGCCGCUUUGUGCGACUCCCUGAAAAGAAAUGUCAGCAAGUCUGGUUACGUGAAGCCGACCCCGGUGCAGAAACACGGCAUCCCGAUCAUCUCUGCCGGCAGAGACCUGAUGGCCUGCGCCCAGACCGGUUCUGGUAAAACGGUAAGAAGGCAGAAAGUGACCAAAAGACUUUAAAAAUUUUUCUCAUGAUGUUUUUGUUCAGGGUUUCAUUUUCUCCCCGCCCUCCUCUAGGCGGCGUUCUUGCUCCCGAUUCUGCAGCAGCUGAUGGCAGACGGUGUGGCAGCGAGUAAAUUCGUGGAGCUGCAGGAGCCCGAGGUUAUCAUCGUGGCCCCGACCCGAGAGCUCAUCAACCAGAUUUACCUGGAGGCCAGAAAGUUUGCUUUUGGGUCUGUUGUAAAGAUCAUUACCCUCUGAAAGUCCUCCUAAAUGCUGCAGUUUAAUGACCACAUUUUGAAUAUAUUUCAUGAGCCCUUUCCUUGGGCAGUAUUUUAAUUUUUCUUGUAAACUUGAGGCCUCCAUUAAAAAAAUAAAAAAAUUGCAGUGCUUUUUAAAAAUGGAACAUUUUUCAAUGAUUUCUUAAAGCAUGUUAUCCAGGCUCUUAAUAUGACUUUUAAUUUUGCCAGGACGGUUGUGCGACCAGUUGUGGUUUACGGCGGCGUCAGCACUGGGCACCAGAUCAGAGACAUUUGCCGAGGGUGCAACGUGCUGUGUGGAACACCAGGGAGACUCUUGGACAUGAUCGGCAGAGGAAAGGUCGUCUCAGUCAGAGUUUGAGCAGUUCUUGCUCAGAUUUGUAAAGCUCUUGUAGGAUGCUUUUUCCAAACUUUUGUGCCACCUCUUUCAAACCCUUGGAUAACUUUUAACAGGAUGUCUUUUUUUUAUAAAGAGACAUGGGUUUGAAUUUCACUUGGUUUUGGCUCCAGCUCUCUCCUCUUAAAACUAUCGUAUGUGUUCCCUGCAGGUCGGCCUGACUAAGAUCCGGUACUUGGUCCUGGAUGAGGCAGACCGAAUGCUGGAUAUGGGUUUUGAGGCUGACAUGCGCCGCCUGGUGGGCUCACCUGGAAUGCCAUCAAAAGAGGACCGUCAGACUCUGAUGUUCAGUGCCACCUUCCCCGAGGACAUCCAGAGGUCUGUAAAAAAAACACACCUUUAGUCUCCACCUGUCCUCCCAGAAUUCUACUUUAAAUGUAAAAUCAUGACUGUUAAUUCUCUGACAGGCUGGCCGCUGAGUUCCUGAAGACAGACUACCUGUUCCUGGCUGUGGGGAUAGUGGGCGGAGCCUGCACAGAUGUAGAGCAGAAGUUUCUCCAAGUCCCCAAGUUCUCCAAGAGGGAGGCGCUCAUCGAUUUCCUCAAGACCACCGGUGAGGAUGUUUUUGCUUCUAUUUCAGGCUUUUUCCAAGUUUGGAGAUGCAAAUAUACAAACUCCAAGAUACAUGUUUUGCACAACUGUAGAUUACAGUAAAUGUCUUGAGAGGAAUAUUCGAUUAUUAUCUUUGAAUAUGACAUUAAUGCACUCAUUGAUAGGGGCAUCCCCACCUUUUAAUAGUAUGAAAAUAAAGAAAAACUAAAGAUUAUUUAAGAGAUUAAACAUGAAAUUAAUUUUAAAACAAUCUCAUAUCUCAAGCCCAUAUUUUCAUUUCAGGGACUUAACCUCUGGAAGAACACUAACAGAUAAGAACGUAGAAAAAUGAAUGAUCUGUAAUUAACAUUGGGAACAUUUGUCUGUGUGUUGCAGGAACGGAGCGCACCAUGGUGUUUGUGGAGACCAAGAGAAUGGCUGAUUUUAUCGCCACCUUUCUGUGUCAGGAGGAGGUUCCCACCACCAGCAUCCACGGGUGAGUGAAGUUUCCAGAAGUUAACUUUGUUUAAACGCCGAUAUUAACUUGGGAAAAUUUGUCGUCUUUCAGCGACCGUGAGCAGCGGGAGAGAGAGCUCGCCCUCGCAGACUUCCGCUCGGGUAAAUGUCCGGUCCUCGUGGCGACUUCAGUUGCCGCCCGUGGUUUGGAUAUCCCAGAUGUGCAGCAUGUGGUGAACUUUGACCUCCCCGUCGGCAUCGAUGAUUACGUCCACCGUAUAGGAAGGACGGGCCGCUGUGGAAACAUUGGGAAGGCAGUGUCCUUCUUUGACCCGGAGAAAGAUGCACAGCUGGCUCGCCCGCUGGUCACAAUCCUGUCCAAAGUAAGAGCUUGUUCAUUGUGUAGCACUGGCACAUGUGAGAAAAUCAAAUUUUAAACUGGAUUCUUUGGCACUGUUUGCUUUAAGGUCCUUACGCACUGGGGCUGACACAAAUAUAGAGCGCAAAAUCACGAAAUACUCAGAGGCAAAUUUUGACGCGCCUGAUCAUACACAUCAAGCCUGAUUCGAUUUUGUGACUUUCCGGGGGGAAAAGACGCAUCCCGGGGAAGAUAUUUCCGGGGGGGAAAGUCCAGCCUCCUUUGCCUCUGAUUGGCUAGAAAAUCUGGAAACGUCAUCACGCGCUCAAGCCAAACAGUCAGCACUUACAGCCAAUCAGAGGCGAAGGAGGGCGGGACCUUCCCGUAACAACCUACAGUGAGAAGACAAAAAUGGAGUCUAGCAAUACCAGAUAAGCACGUGAAACUAUGGUAACAACUGUUAGCUUACGUUAGCACAGAUGAAAGUUAAAACAAAGAUGUGUAGCAAACAAACAUCACAAAACAUCGUCGUAUGAGAAAUCUGAUGCUAUGACUCUCCACAAGUUGUCCUUAAGGUCGUUAUCUUUGUAAUAUUUGUGUAAACGAUCAUAAACAAUUAGCCGGUCGGCCAUGUUGGAUAUACCGGUGAAUCUGACGUCGCAACAACACACAAUCUGAUUGGUCAUAGGUGGACACGCACAGUAUGCGAAACUUAAAAAAAUCGACCAUGAUCCGGAAAAAAAAAUGCUGCAAUAUCGCAGAACGGAAAAACGUCGCUGAUGUGAACGCUUGUAUUGACAGGAUACGGGUUUGAAAAAAAUAUUGACGUCUGAAAUAAUCGCACGGCAAAAACCGUCCCGGUGUGAAAGGACCUUUUUAAAAUGUGUUAAUUUUUUUUUGCCUGUUAAUCUACUUGAACAGGCCCAACAAGAGGUUCCUGCAUGGUUAGAGGAGUCCGCAUUCAGCGGUGGCGGCUCCAGCACAGGCUUCAAGAACCUGAACUCCUCUGAUUCCAGGAAGGUAACCAAAUUUCUUGUGAUAUUUUGAGUGCAUAUUGUGUUUUCAGUGUCCUCACUCUGCUUUCACGGCUCUUUCCAGAACAACAACAACAACAACACCUGGGACCAACCAGCUCCAGCUCCAGCUCAGGAGGAGGAAUCAUGGGAUUGAUGAGAACACUGUAGCACACCCACACAGCACUGUUCGGAGUUUUCUUUGCACUCAGACGUUCAGCUUGUUCUAGUUGUAUCAGUGAUUUUGUUUUACAGUUUUAACUUUGUCUGACUUGAGAAAAUCAAAAUGCUAAACAGAGACGAAGUGUUAGAAGAAAGUUGGGUCCUUAUUAGCCUUCUCUGACAGAGCAUAUCAUUCAGAGGUUGUUUUAUUUUUUUUUUAUUGUUUUAUUUUUUAAGUCUUUACUUGGACUCAAAAUAAGGUUCAUAAGGAAAACGGUGUGUCUGAACAAACUUCAAUUUUUGAGAAUGUCAAAUUCCAAAAUGUUUGUUUCCUCUUUGGAUAAAUAUAACCAAUAAAUAAGAUGUUCAAAGCAGA
Xyrichtys novacula (pearly razorfish) is the source of this 8449-nucleotide messenger RNA. The record is from the annotation of a GenBank genome assembly. Lineage: Eukaryota; Metazoa; Chordata; Actinopteri; Labriformes; Labridae.